AUGGCCAGCGACGCAUCUUCUCCCUCCACCGCCCCUUUCAAUCCUUUCCACCUUGCUCAUGCUAUUUCCAAUAUCAAAUCUCUCAUCUCCGUCAUCCUAGAUGUGAAAAAUCCUAACUAUCAAAAGUGGAGCCAUUUUUUCACAAUUACCGUCGGUCGUUUCUGCCUCUCCGAUCUUCUCCAUGGAAAACCCCGACCCGAUUCAAUUUCCGCCGAUGAAUGGCAACGCGCCGACUACCUCCUCCAAUCUUGGAUCUACGGCACCAUCUCCGAUGAUUUGUCCAGCAUGGUUCUCUCCAAAACAUCCACCGCCAGUGAUCUCUGGACCGCCAUCUCUUCUCUCUUCACCGAUAAUCAGAUUAUCAGGGCAUUCAACUUGAAGAAAAAUUCAAGUCCCUCAAGAAAGGCACUCUCUCCAUUCAUGAUUAUUGCCAAAUAA
Messenger RNA from Erythranthe guttata (spotted monkey flower), 438 nucleotides. The record is from RefSeq and is a predicted model, not a curated record. NCBI's taxonomy places the organism in Eukaryota, Viridiplantae, Streptophyta, Magnoliopsida, Lamiales, Phrymaceae.